Molecule: messenger RNA, 243 nt
Organism: Rangifer tarandus platyrhynchus (Svalbard reindeer)
Lineage: Eukaryota; Metazoa; Chordata; Mammalia; Artiodactyla; Cervidae
Source: the annotation of a GenBank genome assembly
AUGCUGAGCCAGGCCUGUGCUCUCCCCGGCCCGGUGGGAGGCAGGUACACCGCGUCUUCCCCUGAGUCAGGCCCGGGGGUUCGGUCCCGGAUGCGCGCGCUCGCUCGCCGGGAACUCCGCGCUCCCCAGGCGGCUCCUCCCGAGGCUGCGCGCCGAGCCGAGCGGAGGCCUGUGAAGUGCUGGGAGCUCAAGCAAAGGACGGCGGUGCGGGAGAGCCAGAGACGCUCCAUCUGCUGGGAGUGA